Messenger RNA from Loxodonta africana (African savanna elephant), 3038 nucleotides. It is a transcript of the gene TLCD3A, whose product is annotated as TLC domain containing 3A. Gene Ontology annotation, biological process: lipid homeostasis. Lineage: Eukaryota; Metazoa; Chordata; Mammalia; Proboscidea; Elephantidae. The transcript is spliced from 5 exons. The record is from RefSeq and is a predicted model, not a curated record. Bases 53 to 829 code for a protein of 258 amino acids. Gene Ontology annotation, cellular component: membrane; endoplasmic reticulum.
CCUGAGCCACGCCGAGCGGCGCCGAGCGAGGCGGCCGGAUCCCUGAGCGCCCAUGCUGCUGACGCUGGCCUGGGGGUCGCUCUUCUUCCCGGGGCUCUUCGCGCUCUCCACCUGGUGGCUGCGCCGCUCGCGGACCGCAUGGACGGACAGCGACUGCGUGAUGAUCAGCACCAGGCUGGUUUCUUCAGUGCAGGCUGUGCUGGCCACCGGGUCAGGGAUCAUCAUUAUUCGCUCCUGCAAAGACGUGGUCACCGACAGGCACUGGCUUGCUCGAGAAUAUGUCUGGUUUUUGAUUCCAUACAUGAUCUACGACUACUACGCCAUGUACCUCUGUGAAUGGUACAAAACCAAGGACAAGAGCCACAGACACUCCCUCACCGUUUUCCAAAACUUCCUAAGUCAGAACCGUCUCAUGAUCACACACCAUGCGGUCAUUCUCUUCGCCCUUGUGCCUGUUGCGCAGAGGCUUAGGGGAGACCUGGGGGACUUCUUUGUUGGCUGUAUCUUUACGGCAGAGCUGAGUACUCCGUUUGUGUCGCUGGGCAGAGUUCUGAUUCAGCUAAAGCAGCAGCACACCCUUCUGUACAAGGUGAAUGGCGUCCUCACCCUGGCCACCUUCCUUUCCUGUCGGAUCCUUCUUUUCCCCUUCAUGUACUGGUCGUAUGGCCAACAGCGGGGACUAAGCCUGUUCCAAGUGCCAUUCCAUAUCCCUUUCCACUGCAAUGUGGCCAAUGCCUUCCUCAUCGCUCCCCAGAUCUACUGGUUCUCCUUGCUGUGCAGGAAGGCAGCCCGGCUCUUUGGUGCUCCCCAAGCCAAAAAGGAUGGUUAAGUGCUCCCAGGAGUCAGGCAGUGACAGUGCCUCCUCACAUUAGCUGCCUUCUCCACCCAGUAUUCUGUGGACCAAAUCGUGCCCUGGAUGGCCUCAGCCUUUUGGUUAUUCAUAAGCAGAUCGUUUGAGUUUUUCUAAGGAAUGUUCAUAUUACUCCCCUGCUCUAACCUGCCCCUUUUGCAAGAGCACUUUCUUCUUAGUAACAACUAUUAGAUCCUGUCAGACCUCGACUGGCAGCAAGGUGGUUUUAGUGCAAACCUGAGGAUUCUUCCUUGGGUCCUAUCUCAAGGGCUCUGGGAGGCAGAAGCAUGGAGCGUGGAGUAAGGGGACCAGGGUGUUAAGGAUGUGGGCACCCACCUGGCCCUACAUAUUGGUGCCAGCCUCCCACCUAUACGAUCAACCUCUCAGGGCAAGGAUCCACACAUACUUACUAGGCCAGCAGAAGCAGCGAUAACUUGGUUCUCGAAGUAAUGUCUUCUUGCGACGUUGGCCUGGAAAAAUCAUAGUGGGUAGGUAGUUUUUAUUGUUUACUACGGUGAUGACCCAUUGGUUCUUUGCCUAAUCCUCUCAUCCAUGUGCCAACAUUAGUCUCAUGUCUACUGACUUCUAGUCAGAAGUCUUACUUGGGUGGAGGCGGUGGGUAGGCAGGCAGGGAUGGGAACCUGAAGCACUUGAUAGGUAUAGAUUCCAAAUGGUCAGCACUACCUUUAUGGGCUGACUUGGUAAGACGACCAGUGUCAAACUUGUGAGCUUGUUACAGUCACAAAUACUCCUUUUUCAGCAUGUCCCCUCAGGCCUGUUCUCCCCAUAUCCACGAGAUUCAUAAAAACGUCAGGGGCAGUGGAAUGAUGGCUUCAGUAGCUCCUUACUGAGUAAUGCUACUCUUUGACACUGUCCUUUUCAUAUGAAAUGGAAACAGACUUCUAUACUCGACAAUGAGAUGUCUCAUCAAGACUGCAGCGUGCUUUCCACGGUCUCCUGAUAACCCAGAGCUUGUGAUCCAAAGCCCAUUCCUCUAUGAGUGUACCUGCCUUCUUAACCACAGAAGGCUGGAGAGCAAGAGUGCACACAGCCCUGGCCAAAGUAUGUCCUGUAGACAGACUCCUUCUUCCUAAGGGGUCACCUGUUGCCCUUCACCCACCAUUUGCCAAUAGGAUUCUCUGGUGCCAACACUAAUCAUUCCUUAUCAACUAGGAUGGGUUUUAGAAACUGCUACCAUGAAGUUUUUCAAGUAGAAGCGAAAACUAGAAUUUUUAAACUGUCUUUUAAUUCAUUGUUGUCCAUGAACUUUUAAAGUACUGAAUAUGUAACUGUCUCAGAUUUUGACUUUCAGUUGUUAAUGGGUGCCAUUUAAAAAAUGUAAAAUGCUGUCAUUUUUGUUUACUAUCAGAUCUUCAUAAAUCACCCCAUGGUGAUUAAAUUGCACUAAUUAUUUCUGAACUUCCAUUUGUCAAAUACAUCAAUACCAGCCUCCUCUGAGAACCAUCCUGUGACCUGACACAACCAGCUGCUCUAUCUUCUGGUCUGUGUUUAUGUCCAUGAAACUGGCAGAGGUGGGGGAAGAGGAGGGUGCUUUCAGACUCUAGAAGGGCCAGACUCAUAAUCGAAUGUUUUCAGUUCACGGUUCCAAGAUUAUACUGAAGGUCUGCAAAAUUUAAGGCCAGGAGUUGGAAGGGUGAAAACCCAAUAGUUGGCCAUAGUCAGUCCACUUUAGGUGGGAGAGGGAACCUGAGUAAUGCCCCAUUUCAGAUGAAGGUGUGAAUUUGAAGAAGGUGAUGGGGCAUAUCCUUUUCCCUCUCGUCUCCCAAAAUAAACAUCUUGCCAACGAGUUCUCAGAGUUCUGUAAUCUACCCUGAAUACCUUAAAUUCAUUUUUAUGGUUCUGCAAACACCAUUCUGUAUUCCCACUUUCUUCAAAACCAUGACAACCCCACCCAAGGCAGAGGAUAAUUACACCCAUCCCUUAAACACAUCUCAACUGUGUUUAUCAGACCUAGUUUUAGGACAGCCCCUUCUGGAUCUACAGAGUUAGACAGUAUGCAGUUAGAAGUCCUCAAUUCAGAAGACACCCAUUUUCUAGAGGUUAUUAAUCUACCUCCUUAAGGCUCAGUUUUUCUUGGUCCAAUCCUUAUUUUACAAUGGUGUUGGCCUCUUGGGUACAAAAAUCACAUGGCCAGUUGGUGCCAGAGCCAGGGCUAGAAUAGAGCUCU